AUGCCUUUCCCUCUGAGGACCGUGGCGCCCCUCAAGCUCUGCCGCUUGGAAGAGGGCGCCGCCGCCGCCGCCGCCGUUCAGAGGGACAAAGACGGGCACGCCAGGCGGAGCGGCGCGGGGCUUCGCCUCUUCGGCUCUUUGGAAGAAGUCUGCUCCCGCUCGCUGGUCUCCCUCGUCUGGCAGCUCUCUGACCUCUCCCGCUGGGCCAGCGACAUCUUCAGCGGGAUCCAGAGCGAAGCCGACAGCCUCGGGCGCCGGAGCGUCCGGCUCCGGGGCCGCCUGGAGUCCCUCAAAGCUCUCGCCGGUGGCUUGGAUCACCGCAAAGUCAAAGUCCCUGUCUCCAAUCUAGAUGAAGAGAGUAGAUGGACAGUUCAUUAUACUGCGCCCUGGCAUCAGCAGGAGAAUGUCUUCUUACCAUCCACCAGGCCGCCCUGCGUAGAGGAGCUGCAUCGUCAAGCCAAAUUGAAUCUGAAGUCCGUAUUGAGAGAAUGUGACAAACUUCGGAGAGAUGGCUGUAGAAGUUCUCAAUACUAUUCUCAGGGUCCAACAUUUUCAUCUUCAUCCCCCACAAUCUAUGGAAGUUACCAAGAUGAUUAUGAAGAAAUUGAACAGAAGCAUUCGACUCCUUCUCCCGAAGAGGAGAAGCUCAUUCCUGUCAAAAGACCCAAAACGCCAGCUCCUGAAUUGUCUGACAUCAACACUCAGACAAAUUGGACCAAAUCACUUCCAUUGCCAACUCCAGAGGAGAAGAUGCGACAACAGGCUCAAGCAGUCCCAACUGAUGUUAUCCCGAUUAAUGUAACAGGGGAGAAUUUUGACCGCCAAGCCAGCAUACGGAGGUCUUUGGUUUACACAGACAUUGUGGUAAGGCGGCCGAAGAAAAUGAAAAGGAGAAAGACUAUUACAGGAAUCCCUGACAACAUCCAAAGAGAGCUAGCUGUUGGCAAUGGCAAAUGUGACAUCCGUGGCCAUUCAUUAUGUGUCCCUGAUCAUUAUUCUACACUAGGAAGACUUGAGGGCUAUCAGUCUUCUAUGCAGCAGUGUGGCACCAAAGACUCCAGCUGUCAGACAGAAGAAGUUAAAGUGGUGCCACCCUCAGUUAGGCGAAUACGUGCACAGAAAGGUCAAGGAAUUGCAGCCCAGAUGUCACAGUUUUCCAGUUCUUCUGGAAACAUGUCUGUGAUGAGUGAUUCUGCUGGAGUCAUGUCUACUUCUCGCCUAAAUAAUGACCUGGGCUUUCACAGUCUACCUCGAUCUGGAGCAAGAGUGUCCCUACAGUUACUUGAACGUAGGCAUAGCCUCUCCAAGUCAACAGAAAGUGGACCUUUGUUACAUCAUGUAGGUGUGUGGCAAGGAAAUGAAAGAAUAGAUGAUAUGAGAAAUGGCUGUAGGAUAGAUGGGCUACAGAGGCCAAAAUCUCAAGAAUUAAACUCAGAGAAUGGAAAAACAGAAAGUACAGCAUGUAUGAUCUCUCCACAUGUUGCAUAUUCUACCAUCAUCACACCAAAUGCUUCCCUAUCAUCCUCUUCAGAUGUUAUGAAUAACAAUCCAGCAGAGAGUUCCGAGACACUAGAUAAGAAAAUGAUGAACUCUUUGUAUCUAAAGCCUAGAGACAAUCUUGUCGGCAAUGGUAUAAUAAAUGCAAAAGAGCAACGUCGUUCUUCUAAUGGCACCUGGAGUGACACCAGCUCAACACAUCACUCACAUUCCUCAGACACCACUAUCUCAUCCAAUGGUGUAAUGGUGUUUGUAUCCUUUUGUGAUACAGGAACUACAGAAAGUGUCCCCCAAAGUGUGACCUAUAAUUUUAGUAAUGAUCACCGUUUUUCAAACCAUUCUCACAACAUCAACGGUAGAAGUGAAUCAAGUUACACUGUGAACAACAUACAGGACAAAGUUAAACAAAACGCAAAGCAAUGUGGAUUCAAACCUUCUGGAAAUGACACCACUUUACACAUGUCAAAACGUGCCAUUCCAGGUUGCUCCAGCCCUGACUCCCUUGAAAGAGUCUUAGCCAAAGAAGACUCACACUCUUUAUAUUCUGUGGACAAUGAUAUCUGUAACCCUUCUAUGCAUGUGGAUUCAGAUGUCCAGUCUGUUAAAAGCUGCAGUGAAAAUGGUUUUGGAAACCCCAGGCAUAGUGUCAUCAAUGUGUUUGCUAGAACCGAGAAGAAAUCUAUGGAAGAUUUUGCAAGUUCCAAUGACAAGUCACUCACACGUAGCAUUUCCUUUAAAAAGGCAAAAAAACCACCUCUCCCACCAUCCAGAACAGAUUCUCUUAGGAGAAUCCCCAAGAAUAAACCUCAGUCUAGUGGACAAGUACUGGACGAUAAGUUGAUAGCUAGCCUUCAACAUUCCUUGCAACUGAACCUCCAGUGCAAAAAUGGCAGCUCACCAUCACAAAGUCCCUGCAGUGAUUAUGAUGAUCCUUGGAUGCUGCGGUCUCGUAGCCAGAGCACUGUGAGUGCCAGUAGCAGCAUGAUGUCUGCUACAGGACUGAACAUGUAUUCCAUCUGUGCAGUCACACCAGCCCAGAGUGACACAAGUAGCAUCAAAUCAGAAUACACUGACCAGUGGUGUUACUACAGUGAUUAUCCUGGGACUCCAGAUGAUCAUUUAAAAUCUGCAGCAAUUCGUUCCUCUAAUACUUUACCAAAGCUAAUUGAUUAUAAUGUUAGUCACCUUAGUAAUGAGUCAAGGGCUUCUAUACCGCAAGUGCCCUCUGGAGUGGCCAAAACAAAAGCUAUUUCUCCAGAAAAAUCACAGAGAGUUACAUCGCCGUCUAGUGGGUAUUCCAGCCAAUCCAACACACCCACAGCACUUACACCAGUGCCUGUCGUCCUAAAGUCUAUGUCAACAGGAAAUGCUAAGUCCAAGAUGAAGCCUAGAGUGCCUGAAAGAAAAUCAAGUCUACUGUCUUCAGUUUCAGUGUCUUCCUCUUCCACAUCUCUCUCAUCAAAUACAUCUGCUGAAGGGACCAUGAAGAAACCUGAUCCUACCCUGAGCUUCCCUCCGGUUACAUCAUCUUCACUAGUAUCUUCAGAUUCCAAUGAUCCUCCUCUUCCUCCCCCACCCCCUCUCCUAGCAGAUGUUACUGAUGUUCCUCAGCCACCUGAAUCACCAAGUUUUCCACCUCCUCCCCCAGAUGUUGUCACAAAUGCCUCUUUUCCUCAAAGUAUUGGAUGGUUCAAUAAUCAAGAUAUUUCAAACCAUUCUUCUCAUUCAUUGCUUCCUGAUUCUUCUCAGCACCCCCCAUCCACUUUUCCAACUUCAGUUCCUCCACCAGCCCCACCCUUGGAUCCCAAAUUCAUGAGAGAUGGCCAUAAAUCUGUACCGUACUCUUUCAAGAAAUGUAAUCUGGAAGCUUCUUGCAACAAUGGAAAACGGCCCUUAAAUAAGGAUGCUCUCCCAAGGCCUGCAAUGCCACUAAUAACUACUGAAGCUCUCCAGAGGGUACAGCUGAGGUCAGUGAAGAAAGCUAUGACAUCAGAGGUAGAGCAGUCAGCUGAGUCUGCUUCCAAAGCAAGUCCUCAGGAGAAAAACCAGGAUUCUUUUUCUGCUGAGUUGCCUUUCAGAUCACAUUUGUCAGGAGGAUACAGUGACAUGCUGGGUGCAGUUGGGGAUGAAGCCCAGAGAUCACCUGUUUGUAGCCCAAACAGCAGAAGGUCUGAGCCUACCAGUGCUAAAAUGCCUAGAAAUGCAAUAAGCACAAUUAUUAACUCAUUUGCCAGAGAAUCACAACCAGACAAAGCUGAAGAAGCUUCGGUGCAGAACCAAGACCCUUGUGGUAAUCUUGCAUGUUCAUCCCUUCAGGAACAAUCUGGAUUUCUCAGCAAGCCUCAGGAUCUAUUGCCAAACAAGAAGCCACCGCCUGUUUCAAAGAAACCCAAACUGUUCCUGUUUGUGCCACCCCCACAGCCUGAUGUUACAACGGAGAAAAUAGCUGUGGGUGAAACAGCAAGAAGCAUUCCAAGUACAACUAUGAAGGAUGCUGAAAUUGCAUGGUACAGCCAGGUUGACAAUUCUACUACAGAUGGAUUUGGUUCCUAUGAAAUGGAGUCUAGCGAUCCGGUCCCCGAAGGAGGAGCUGCGAGUCCUACCUCCUGUGAAAGCAGGGUCUCUAUUCUGCAGCCCCGGCAGGAGGAGCCGGUUUCUUCCUGUGAGCGAAGCAGUCCAGACAGAAAUGUAGACAGCAUCUCUGGAGCAGAGAAGCAGUUUUCUCAAGGGGAUGAAAGUUCUGAAGCGAUUGAAGCAGAUGCAGCAACCAGCUUUUUGCUACAGAGCCCAAGCCAUGGGGAAGGCAGUGAGAUAAUGGCAGUGCCAAGUCGACCAAGGACAACUGAGGAUCUUUUUGCAGCCAUUCACAGAUCCAAAAGGAAAAUCCUUGGCCGCAAAGAUUCUGAGGAUGAUCACGCUCCAAAUCAUUCUCCAUCGCCCCCAGUCACACCUACUGGUUCUUCCCCAAACUUGCCUUCCCUGAGGCAGGCAGGAUCAAUUCAGAGAAAUAUUCGCAAGAGCAGCACCAGCAACGACAACUUCAAAGCAUUGCUUCUUAAAAAAGGGAGCCGUUCAGACACCAGUUCUCGUAUGUCAGCAGCCGAGAUGCUAAAGAAUACAGACCCAAGAUUUCAAAGGGCUAGAGUAGAUUCUACCGGAGAGCUGAGUGAGAGCAUGGUGGCUUCUCCUACCAAGACCAAAAGGCCACAGGAGGAAUGGGCCAAGAGUGAAGGCCUGAUGCCGAGGAGUCUGUCUCUAUCCAGCACAAGAUACGGCAGAUCUCGAACCCCACCCUCUGCUGCAAGUAGCAAGUAUAGCGCUCGAAACCGGAUCCAGAGUAGCCCUAUGACGGUCAUCUGUGAGGGUGAUGUAGAAGUAGUUGAAUCUGGAGAAAGUAGAACUCGCAGGUUUUCAGAAGAGGAACCGCCUGAUGUAUUUGAGAGUGAUGAUGCAGAUUUUAAUGAAAAUAGAGAUUCUACUGAGGAUGACAACAUGCUCAUGGACUUGUUAUCUUAAUGGGUAACACAGAAUGCCCUUCAUUUUUAUAUAUAUAUAUAUUAUCAUUUAAACUAAAAAAAGUUUAAAUGAGAUUUAAAAGGCUAGACUUUCAUAUGUAACAAAUAAGGCACCGAGUCUAAGUAAAAUUUAGGGUGAAUUUGUGUAUGGGAUGCUGUUUAGAUGAUGCAAUACUGAUAUUCUGUUCAGCAUAAUUGGGUUGACUUUUUUGUUUGGAAGACACUAGUAACCAGACCUCUCCAUUAAAGCCUUAAUAACAACAAUAAUAGUAAUGACAGUUCUUGGAUUCUAGUUUGAGCAUGUUUUUUCUUUUUCUUUUUUGAGGGUGUAAAAAACUAAGUAAGCCUGCAAAAAAAAACAAAAAACGGGAAGCUUCUGUGGUACAGGUGAAAGUAAGUUUUUAAGUAUUAUAUUUAUAAAACCUAGUAAACUUUCAGCAGGGACUAUUGGAAAGGAAUGUGCAGCCUAUUAGUUAGCAGGACUGGCAUUGUCCCACUGCUGCUUCUGAUGUGAUCUGUGAUCUCCUCUUAUGAUUUAACCAUGUCUUAAUAAUAUAACAAGAGUUUGGGUUAAAUUUUGAAAGUUCCAACUGGGGAAAAAGAAACACUUGUGAUACAGGAGUGACUGCUGUGCAGCCAUGUUACAAUCCAUUUGCUUGGUUUUCAGAAGCCAUUUAUUCUCUGUGGUUUCUCUGAAUAAAGUUUGAGGUAUUCUUUUGGAGACCUAAAAUAAAUAGUUGCAGGCUUAUAAUGGGGAUGUAGAUAGAUUCAGGGGAAACAUAAUAAGCAGCCAUUAAUGUUUUGAUUUUAAAAUAAAUGCAACAUUGGAAAAGAUACACCAUAGAACUGUGAAGAAUACGUUUUCCUUUUCUAUUAAACUGUGUGGAAUUGUAUUGUUGUCAACUUUUGUCAAAAGGGAGAAGAGCUUUGAAUAACAUAUCACUUGAAAGUUUCAACAGUAACUGUCUUUUUGUUACCAAAGAGUGCACUACAAUUACUUUUACUUUUUAGGAAUAGCCAGCAUUUCCUCCUUCUAGGGAAAUAACAUUUGCUCAUUUAGAAGACUUAACAUUUAUUAAGAAUUUAUCAUUGAUUUACAAAAUAACAUUUUCUUCCUUGUAGAGAAAACUACAGACAAAAUAACUGCAGUUUUGCUCACAGUUUUGUAAAGAAACUUUUAAUUUUUGAAAAGGAAUUUUGCAUAAGUUGAUAGUCUGUAAGGUUUUUAUAAUAUUUGUACAUAAUGGAAGUUCUUAAGGUAAUUCUUGUUUUCUCAGAGUUUGGAAUUUUUACAUUUUUAGAUGUUAAGAAAAAUCCUGUAUGUAGAUAAUUUAUUUUGAUGAAAAACACUUGACUCCCUUUUUGCCCUCCAUCUCUAUAUUGUUAAUACUGUAAAUUUCAGGGGUCUUCAUUCAACUGAAGAUGGAGACAGUGCUGUGAUUCUGCUUUAAUAAACAAGGCUGCCAUUUGUCAUUUUGUGACUCAAAUUAAUGACCAUUCUGUUUCCAUGCAUCUCCUUAAAUGAGCAUUAGCAAAGGAUCAUAUUGGGAAAUCCAGAUGCUAUCAUUAAAAU
Molecule: messenger RNA, 6585 nt
Organism: Protobothrops mucrosquamatus (brown spotted pit viper)
Lineage: Eukaryota; Metazoa; Chordata; Lepidosauria; Squamata; Viperidae
Gene: NHSL1
Product: NHS like 1
Exons: 9
Coding region: 1-5013 (1670 amino acids)
Biological process (GO): cell differentiation
Source: RefSeq, a predicted model, not a curated record